Messenger RNA from Otolemur garnettii (small-eared galago), 3820 nucleotides. It is a transcript of the gene ABCB5, whose product is annotated as ATP binding cassette subfamily B member 5. The record is from RefSeq and is a predicted model, not a curated record. Bases 1 to 3774 code for a protein of 1257 amino acids. NCBI's taxonomy places the organism in Eukaryota, Metazoa, Chordata, Mammalia, Primates, Galagidae. Gene Ontology annotation, molecular function: ATP hydrolysis activity; ABC-type transporter activity; ATP binding. Gene Ontology annotation, biological process: transmembrane transport. The transcript has 27 exons. Gene Ontology annotation, cellular component: membrane.
AUGGCAAAUUCUGAAAGUACUGAGGAAAUGCAUGAAAAUCAUUGGAGAAAUAGUAAACUCCAGGAACAACUGCCUAAAGUGAGAAAGCAAGCUGUUGGACCUAUUGAGAUUUUCCGCUUUGCUAAUGGACUGGAUAUCACACUCAUGAUCCUGGGAAUAUUGGCAUCACUGGUAAAUGGAGCCUGUCUUCCUUUAAUGUCCCUGGUUUUAGGAGAAAUGAGUGAUUACCUUAUUAGUGGAUGUCUAGUUCCAACCAAUACAACAAAUUCCUGGAACUGUACUCAGUCCCAAGAGAAGCUGAAUGAAAACGUGAUUGUGUUGACCAUGUAUUAUGUUGGAAUAGGCGUCGCCGCCUUGGUUUUCGGCUACGUACAGAUUUCCUUCUGGAUGAUGACUGCAGCGCGACAGACCAAGAUCAUUCGAAAACAGUUCUUCCAUUCGAUUUUGGCACAGGACGUCAGCUGGUUUGAUGGCUGUGACAUCGGUGAACUUAACAAUCGCAUGAUUGAUGACAUCAACAGAAUCAGCGAUGGCAUCGGAGACAAGAUUGCUCUACUGUUUCAAAACCUGUCUACUUUUUCUAUUGGCCUGGUGAUUGGUUUGGUGAAGGGCUGGAAGCUGACCCUGGUGACUCUGUCCACUUCUCCUCUCAUAAUGGCUUCGGCGGCCGCGUGUUCUAGGACGGUCGUCUCAUUGACCAAUAAGGAAUUAAGUGCCUAUUCCAAAGCUGGGGCUGUAGCAGAAGAAGUCUUGUCAUCAAUCCGAACAGUGAUAGCCUUUGGGGGCCAGGAGAAAGAACUUCAAAGGUAUACACAGAAUCUCAAAGAUGCAAAGGAUGUUGGCAUAAAAAAGGCUAUAGUUUCAAAACUAUCUCUCGGUGCCGUGUACUUCUUUAUGAAUGGAACCUACGGACUGGCAUUUUGGUAUGGAACCUCCUUGAUUCUUCACGGAGAACCUGGUUAUACCAUAGGAACUGUUCUUGCUGUUUUCUUCAGUGUAAUUCAUAGUAGUUACUGCAUUGGAGCAGCAGCCCCUCACUUUGAAACCUUCACCAUAGCUCGAGGAGCCGCUUUUAAUAUUUUUCAGGUUAUUGAUAAGAAACCCAGUAUAAAUAACUUUUCAACCACUGGACAUAAGCCUGACUGCAUAGAAGGAACUGUGGAAUUUAAAAAUGUUUCCUUCAGCUAUCCUUCAAGACCAUCUAUCAAGAUUCUGAAAGGUCUGGAUCUCACAAUUAAGUCUGGAGAGACGGUAGCCUUGGUUGGCCCCAAUGGCAGCGGGAAGAGCACGGCAGUCCAGCUUCUGCAGAGGUUGUAUGAUCCUGAUGAUGGCUUUAUCACGGUGGACGGGAAGGACAUCAGAGCUUUAAAUGUGCGGUAUUACCGAGAACAUAUCGGAGUGGUCAGACAAGAGCCUGUUCUGUUCGGGACCACCAUCAGCAAGAACAUUAAGUGUGGGCGAGAUGGCGUGACGGAUGAAGAGAUGGAGAAAGCAGCAAAGGAAGCAAAUGCUUAUGAUUUCAUCAUGGAGUUUCCCAAUAAAUUUAAUACAUUGGUAGGAGAAAAAGGAGCUCAAAUGAGUGGAGGGCAGAAACAGAGAAUCGCGAUUGCCCGAGCUUUAGUUCGAAACCCCAAGAUUUUGAUUUUAGAUGAGGCAACGUCGGCGCUGGAUACGGAGAGCGAAUCAGUGGUCCAGGCCGCGCUGGAGAAGGCCAGCAAAGGCCGGACGACAAUCGUGGUGGCACAUCGCCUUUCCACGAUUAGGAACGCAGAUCUGAUCGUGACCAUAAAGGACGGGGCUGUGGCGGAGAAAGGAACGCACGCUGAGCUAAUGGCAAAGCAAGGUCUAUAUUAUUCACUUGCGCUGUCCCAGGACAUUAAAAAAGUGGAUGAACAAAUGGGGUCAGUGACAGAUUCUACUGAAAGCAAUCCCAGCUCCACUCCUCUGUGCUCUAUGAAUAGUGUCAAAUCAGACUUCAUUGACAAGUCUGAAGAAUCCAUCUGUAAAGAGACAAGUCUUCCUGAAGUUUCUCUAUUAAAAAUUUUCAAGUUAAACAAGUCUGAAUGGCCUUUUGUUCUUCUGGGGACAAUAGCUUCUAUUCUAAAUGGAACUGUCCAUCCAAUAUUUUCUAUCAUCUUUGCAAAAAUUGUAACUAUGUUUGAAGAUAAUAAUAAAACCACAUUAAAGCAUGAUGCAGAAAUUUAUUCCAUGAUAUUUGUGAUUUUGGGUAUUAUUUGCUUUGUCAGUUAUUUGAUGCAGGGCUUAUUUUUUGGCAGAGCAGGGGAAAUCUUAACCAUGCGGUUAAGACACUUGGCAUUUAAAGCCAUGUUAUAUCAGGAUAUCGCCUGGUUUGACGAUAAGGAAAACAGCACGGGAGCCUUGACAACAAUAUUAGCUAUAGAUGUAGCACAAAUUCAAGGAGCAACAGGUUCAAGAAUUGGUGUCUUAACACAAAAUGCAACUAACAUGGGGCUGUCAGUGAUCAUUUCUUUCAUAUACGGAUGGGAGAUGACACUCCUGAUUCUCAGUAUUGCUCCAGUGCUUGCUCUGACAGGAAUGAUCGAAACCGCAACAAUGACUGGAUUUGCCAGCAAGGACAAGCAAGAACUUCAGCGUGCUGGAAAGAUCGCAACUGAAGCUGUGGAGAAUAUGCGUACAAUCGUGUCAUUAACAAGGGAAAAAGCCUUUGAGCAAAUGUAUGAAGAGACGCUUCAGACGCAACACAGAAAUACCUUGAAGAAAGCACAGAUCAUCGGAAGCUGCUAUGCAUUCAGCCACGCUUUCAUAUAUUUUGCCUAUGCAGCAGGGUUUAGAUUUGGAGCCUAUUUAAUUCAAGCUGGACGAAUGACCCCAGAGGGCAUGUUCAUAGUUUUCACUGCAAUUGCAUAUGGGGCUAUGGCCAUGGGAGAGACACUUGUUCUGGCACCUGAAUAUUCCAAAGCCAAAUCUGGGGCUGCACAUCUUUUUGCUUUGUUGGAAGAAAGACCAACCAUAGGCAGCGACAGUCAAGAAGGGAAGAAACCAGACACGUUCGAAGGGAAUUUAGAGUUUCGCGACGUCUCUUUCUUCUAUCCGUGUCGCCCAGAUGUGUUCAUCCUCCAUGGUUUAUCCCUCAGUAUUGAGAAAGGGAAAACAGUAGCAUUCGUUGGGAGCAGCGGCUGUGGGAAGAGCACUUCUGUUCAACUUCUGCAGAGAUUUUAUGACCCCGUGAAAGGACAAGUGCUAUUUGAUGGUAUAGAUGGAAAAGAAUUGAAUGUGCAGUGGCUCCGUUCCCAAAUAGCAAUCGUGUCUCAGGAGCCCGUGCUCUUCAACUGCAGCAUUGCUGAGAACAUCGCCUAUGGUGAUAACAGCCGCGCUGUGCCAUUAGAGGAGAUCAAAGAAGUCGCCAACGCCGCAAACAUCCAUUCUUUUAUCGAAGGUCUCCCUGAGAAAUACAACACACAAGUCGGACUGAAAGGAACGCAGCUUUCCGGCGGCCAGAAACAAAGACUAGCUAUUGCAAGGGCUCUUCUCCAAAAACCAAAAAUUUUAUUGUUGGACGAAGCCACUUCGGCCCUUGAUAAUGACAGUGAAAAGGUGGUUCAGCAUGCCCUUGAUCAAGCCAGGAUGGGGAGGACCUGCCUCAUGGUCACUCACAGACUCUCCACAAUACAGAAUGCAGAUUUGAUAGUGGUUCUGCACAAUGGAAAAAUAAAGGAACAGGGAACUCAUCAAGAGCUCCUAAGAAAUCGAGAUGUCUACUUUAAAUUAGUAAAUGCACAGUCAGUGCAGUGAUGCUGUUGAGUUAGCACAUAUUUUGAUCUCUGUGUAAUGCAAAGAA